Anopheles cruzii is the source of this 3033-nucleotide messenger RNA. RefSeq names its product transcriptional regulator ovo-like. Gene Ontology annotation, cellular component: nucleus. Gene Ontology annotation, molecular function: DNA-binding transcription factor activity, RNA polymerase II-specific; RNA polymerase II cis-regulatory region sequence-specific DNA binding. Lineage: Eukaryota; Metazoa; Arthropoda; Insecta; Diptera; Culicidae. Gene Ontology annotation, biological process: epidermal cell differentiation; regulation of transcription by RNA polymerase II. The record is from RefSeq and is a predicted model, not a curated record.
CGGGCCGUCGACUUGAAGGUGCGCGUACCGGUGGCGCUGAUCGCGGAACCGGAGCAGGAGCAACCGAUCGACUACCACAUACCGAAGCGCCCGCCGCCGACCGCGGCCGCUGAAGGGCCGCGAAACGAAGCGGAGGAGGAAGAGAACAGGGGCGCCGACAAGGGCGCCGAAGUGACAACGAGCCCCCACCCGGCCGCCAUCUUGCAGCGGAACCUGCAGCCGUUUCGGUCGGCGGCCGCGGCAGCUGCGGCCGCCGCCGUCCUGAGCGGUAUCGUACAGGGUGCCGCCGGCCACGGACGGUCCUCGAGCGGUGGAGGUGGCGGUAACGGCGCUGCCCAAAACCAAUCCGGUGGUGGAGGUGGGGGCGGCGGGACAUCGAACGGUGGUGGCGGUGGCGGAUAUGCGUCCGGUGGUGGCAGCGGAGGUGGAGCCAGCGGUGGUGCCUUCGGUGGUGGUACGGGGAGCGGCGGUGGUAUGGGAGGUCGUGACGGUCGCUCCAACUACGGUCCGAACAGCCCUCCCACCGGCUCCCUGCCACCGUUCUACGAAAGCCUCAAGGGGGGCGGUGCGGGCGGAGCCCUGAACAGCUACAACGCGAACGGCGGCUACCUGACGAACGGCACGUCCAGCUACCAGCAACUGCUCAGCACGCUCGACUGUGAGGCCACCGUGCAGGAACUGAGCGGUGGUGGGUCGGGCGGCGGAGGUGAGAGCAGUUUGCUGGGAUUGGGACCCGCCUUUGCCAGUUACGGGAGUGCGACGGGCGCGGGUGGCGACGGUGGCGGUGAUGGUGAGAGAGACGGCGGCAAUGACGGUGGCGGCGGCGGCGGCGCUAACGGCACCAGCGAUGGCAGCGACAUUGGCAGUCCGGAAUCGGCGGCGGUGGUGGCGGUAGCGGCGGCGGCUGCUGCCGCCGCUAUGGGCAAACACUGCCACCUGAUGCUGCACAGUCACUUCGGGUUGCCGCUGAAGGACGAGAUCGAUCUGGACUACGAUGCGAAGGUGGACUCGACCCUGCAGGGCCUGUACGUGAGUGGCAGGGCCGGGCACGGCGAUGGCGGAGACAGCACGGGAGCGGCUGGUGACAUUGUACCUGUGGGUGGUGGAGCAUCCGGGAGUAACGGCGGCAGUGGCGGCUACGGGGUGACGGACGCCAUGAUUGACAUCGGCGACUCGUUGCAGCUGACGAGCUACGCUUCGUCCGGCGGCGGCAGCCCCACGGUGCUGCUGGAAGGUUUGAGCGAUGCGGAUUUCUCGCUCUACUCGCGCGCCAUGCACGACGAACAGUCGAGCAACGGCAACGACCUGGAGCUCACCUCCACGCCCUCGCUGACGCCCGACUCCGUGGGCACCCCGCUGCAACACAUUGACUCCGCGCACGAAGCCUUCGGCGACGUUUACCCUUCCGGCGAACCGCACCACCACCACCCGAACGGACAUCUGACACUGCCGCGGGAGUACGCGACGAUGGUCGCUGCUGCAGCCUUCAGCAGUCAGCACCACUCGCUGACGCCCAACACCAUCCAACCGCAUCACGGCGGCCACCAGCAGCAUCAGCACCAGCAGCAGCAGCAGCAGCAACAGCAGCAGCAGCAGCAGCACCUGCAGAAGUACGGCGCGGCGCACGACAACAACAACCAGCCGGGGCUGGGCUACCUCCAGGCGGGCGUCGGAGCGGCCUCCUACCAGUCGUACCAGGCGCUACUCCGUUACGAUCCGCUCGACGGCCACAGCAACUUGUCGCUGCCGUCGCCAAACGGCGGCUCGUCAUCGUUGGACGUAGCGCUACAGCAGAGCCUGCAGCCGCCGAUGCUACAAGGCGCCGGAUCGAACGGCACCUCACUGCACCUCCAGCCCAACUCGCUGCACCAGCAACACCAGCAGCAGCAGCACCGAUCGCUCGGAGUCCGAUCGCCCGGAGCCACCUCCUCGAGCGUGGGCCACGUAGCGGUAGUCGGGCCACCCCCAGCCGUCAUUGCUUGCACCAUUCAGAACGUAUGUAGUGGCGGAAUGUUCUGCGGUUUGCCUAGACACAUGCCUUCACUAACGUUCCAUUUUUUUUUUUAGCUCGGACUUCCUGCCGAUUCGGAGCUGCAGUUCGUUAACGGCGGCCAUGGCAUCAAGAACCCGCUGGCAAUCGAGAAUGUGCCGCUACGGAUGCGUAUCGAUGAGCGCCACAGUAAAUCGCUAGGCGCCAGCGGCGGCGGUGGCGGCGGUGGGGGCGGCGGUGGCGGCGGCGGUACAUCCAAAGCACGCAGCCACCAACACCACAGCCAGCAGCAACACCAUUCGCAGCAUCAGCUGUUACCACAGAAGCAGCUGGACAGUAAUGCGGUCGUCGUUGGUUCGGCGACCAUAGCUAGCUCGUCAUCUGCGUCCUCAACGGCUUCCCUUUCCUCGGGCUCCUCCACUUCCUCUAACUCACCCUCCUCCUCUUCCGCAUCGUCUACCUCGUCGUCCGCCGCUUCACCGAACGGGUGUAGAUCACCCGGGCACAGCGGCAUGGCUGGCGUUACGGUUGUGUGUGCUCCGACGGCGGCAGCCACCGACGAGGACCAGAACCGUUUCGUCUGUCGCAUCUGUUCGAAGACAUUCAGCCUGCAGCGGCUGUUGAACCGGCACAUGAAGUGCCAUUCGGAUGUGAAACGGUACCUGUGUACGUUCUGCGCGAAGGGCUUCAACGACACGUUCGACCUGAAACGGCACACGCGCACCCACACCGGCGUCCGACCGUACAAGUGUAACUUGUGCGAGAAGUCCUUCACGCAGCGCUGCUCGCUCGAAUCGCACUGCCUCAAGGUGCACGGCGUCCAGCACCAGUACGCCUACAAAGAGCGCCGCACGAAGAUGUACGUGUGCGAAGAGUGUGGCCACACGACGAACGAACCGGAAGUGCACUACAUGCACUUGAAGGAGAAGCAUCCGUACUCGCCUGCACUGCUUAAGUUUUACGACAAACGGCACUUCAAGUUCAGUAACGCAGCGUUCGCCAACAAUCUGCUUGGCUCGCUACCGAUGCCGGUGCACAAUUGA